Messenger RNA from Harpia harpyja (harpy eagle), 2624 nucleotides. RefSeq lists its product as uncharacterized. NCBI's taxonomy places the organism in Eukaryota, Metazoa, Chordata, Aves, Accipitriformes, Accipitridae. Gene Ontology annotation, cellular component: SCF ubiquitin ligase complex. The record is from RefSeq and is a predicted model, not a curated record. Gene Ontology annotation, biological process: SCF-dependent proteasomal ubiquitin-dependent protein catabolic process. The transcript has 6 exons. Bases 959 to 2578 code for a protein of 539 amino acids.
AGACACAGGAAAGAGAUCCCAACAGCAGCGCCCGAAAGUGCCGGAGCCCAGCACCCGAAAGUGCCAAAAGCACCGCGCUAGAGCCAAUGCACACUGCUGGAGCAGGCUUGCCAGGAGCCCAGCCCACCUGGGGACCACCGACCCCGCAGCACUCGAGGGCUCUGCGCUCCCUCCCGCUCGGGGACCCCAGCCUCCCACACCCACAAGACGAUGGAGGACACAUCUCUGAGCCCAGACCCCACGCUUUUCCCAACUCUACCAGCGGGUCUUCUGUCUGCCAAAAGGCACUGCACCUACCCAUCCUCCUCCUCCCACCCUCACCACUGGAACGCGGUGGUCAGAAGGUGGGGGAUGUGUGGAGGCUGCUUGGCUGCAGCACUGGAGGGUCUUUACAGCCCCAGACCACAGCAAGGACAUAAAAUGUACCAACUCCAACCCUUUGCAUUGAGAUUUCCUAAACCCAUACUGAAAUAAGUAUAAACAAAAAAGCAAGAGCCUUUGAAAAUGCAUUUGUGAACAGAUGGAGGCUGAACAUUAAAAUCACUGUUUUGCCGACCAGGAGGAUAUAUUGACGCCUUCAAGGAGAUACCAUUUCUUAACACAACACCGUUAUGUAGCACCAUUCACCAUUUUCUGUUUUAAUUUCUCAUUUACUAUGUGGACUUUGGAUGAAAAUUAAAACUUGACAGAAAGACAAGAAGCCAAGCUAAAACCGAAACUCUCCGGAUUGCAAUCAAUACACCAGCAGCACCACCCGGGAGACGGUAACCAUGGCAACGGACCGAAAAGCAAAGGAUGCUGCGGACCAGCCCCGGCUCCCCGGUAGCAGGAGGAGAUUCCUUCAUCCCAAACGAGUCUGCCAUGGAACUGUUCUGCCACACCCUGUGCAAGGAAGCCGGCCCCCAUUUCUCAGACGGACUGAAGGUUUCCAGCACCACACUGAGGAAAAAGCAGCCAGAUGCCCAGGAGGAAGGAGGUGCCGGCGCUGGGCAGCCUUUGCCUGCAGAGCCUGGUCCAGCACAUGCAGAGCGUCUGGGUGAAGGACUACAGCGAGAACUACCUGGAUGAGUACCAGUUCCGCUUCGUCAUGGGGCCCUUUAACGACCUGGCCGGCAGUUUGGUGCAGGACCUGAUCCGGCUGCUGGGUGAGAGCCGGCGCCUGACACGGGCGGCACUCCACCUGCUCCUGCUGCCUCACCUGCGGGAGCUGAGCCUGCGCCCUUGCUCUGGCCUCACCAGCAACGCCAUCGGCCAGCUCGUCGCCCUGCGAUGCAAGAACCUCAGCUCCCUGGACCUGCACGGCUGCAGCCGACUGUCGGCAGACAUGCUGGUGGACCUGGUGGAGGGGCUGCCACAGCUGAGCCGCCUGGGGCUGGCGGAGACGCAGGCCAACGUCCAGGUGCUCUCAGCCAUUGGCUCCUGCUGCCGGCGCCUGCAGGAGCUGGACGUGUCCCACUGCAAGAAGGUGUCCCCACGUGCCCUGCAGCACCUGGCCUAUGACCCGCUGGCACAGUCCCUCUGCUGCCCCGUGCUCCGCAUCCUGCUGGCCCGCGGCCUGGAGCCCACGGAGGAUGGCGGCAUGGUGGUGGCGCUGGCCUUCCUGCUGCUGGCCCUGCCACGCCUGAAGUUCCUGGCACACGGCGCCGUGCCAGAUGCCCUUCGCCUCCUCCACGGUCGGCAGCUGGACGGUAUGGGGGACACUGAGGGCUUCCCCUCGCUGGAGGAGCUGGGGCGGCGGCGGGGGGCUGCCCCAGGGGGGCCCUGGCUCACCCUGCCCCUGCGGCAGGUGGAGGAGGUGGAGGAGCCCACCCUGGCUGCCAUCCACGCCAUCUGUCCCCAGGCCGAAGAGGUCAGCGUGUGGCUCGGGGACGGCCCAGGCCCGGCAGGUGGCUGGGAGCUGCUGGGCUGGGGCCGCCUGGCCCGGCUGACCCUGGGCUGUGCUGGGCGGCAGGGCCGGGUGCUGGCAGAGGUACUGCCGCUGGCGCAGAGGCUGGGCCCCCGCCUGCAGACCCUGGCCCUGCACGGCUUCUGCUGCCAGGACGAGCUCUCCUUGGCCGCCCUCCUCGCCAGCUGCCCUGGCCUGCAGGCCUUCAGCGCUGAGCUGCAUGCCCCGCCGGACACCGACCCCAACAGGGAGACCCUGGCCGAGCCACCCCACUGGGACACUGACCUGCUACCCCACGGCCUCCCCCAGCUCCAGAGCUUCUCCCUAGCCCUGGCCGGCACCACCGGCAUCUUCUCGGCCCGGCACGGGCUGGCGCUGCGUGCCACGCUAGCCUCACUGCUGUGCCAUGCCCCGCGCCUACAGACCCUCCGCCUGCUCGGCGUCCCCUUUCCGCUGGACUCGGUGUUUGAGACGGUGCUGGCAGCACCGGGGCCACCCCUGCUCGAGCUGCAGGAGCUCUCGCUGGCCGAGAGCCAGGUGUCCAGCCAGACUGUGUGGCUGCUGCUGGCCUCUGAGGGCUGCCUGCGCCGCCUGGACCUGUCCCACUGCCAGGACAUCCACCGGCGGGACUACGACAGCUUCCUGCAGGCGGUGCGGAAACAGCAGCUGGAUCUGGACAUCACCUGGGAGUAGCUGGCGCUGGCUGCACAGGGCUUUUUAAUAAAGCAUUUACACCACA